Molecule: messenger RNA, 3144 nt
Organism: Glycine soja
Lineage: Eukaryota; Viridiplantae; Streptophyta; Magnoliopsida; Fabales; Fabaceae
Product: E3 UFM1-protein ligase 1 homolog
Exons: 20
Coding region: 208-2652 (814 amino acids)
Biological process (GO): response to endoplasmic reticulum stress; protein K69-linked ufmylation; regulation of proteasomal ubiquitin-dependent protein catabolic process
Cellular component (GO): endoplasmic reticulum membrane
Molecular function (GO): UFM1 ligase activity
Source: RefSeq, a predicted model, not a curated record
UAGCAUUAGGAAGAGAUCAUUUCGUCCUUAAUCCAAAUUUCCUUCUUCAACAAAAUCGUGUGACCCGAUCACAAUUGCAGUGGUCACUGCAAAUACAAAACCGAAGAACAUUUCAGGGAUCCAAACGCCCAAUCGGAUUCGCAAGCUCGGAAGAGCGAAAGAGAAACGCAUUGCAAUCUUCUUCGGUGCGUGCGUGAAGAUCGAACCAUGGAUGACGAAUUGCUCGAGCUGCAGCGAGAAUUCGAGUUCGCACAGCAAGCCAAGUCCAGCAUUCGAUUAUCGGAGCGAAACGUCGUCGAAUUGGUCCAAAAACUGCAGCAACUCCAAUUCAUCGAUUUCGAGCUUCUGCACACUGUCUCCGGCAAAGAAUAUAUCACUCUCGAUCAGCUGAGGAACGAGAUGGUGGCGGAGGUGAAGAAAUUAGGGCGCAUUUCUUUGAUCGAUCUCGCUGACGCUACUGGAGUUGACUUGUACUACGUGGAGAAACAGGCUCAGAGCGUUGUAACAGAACACGGAGAACUGAUGUUGACUCAGGGAGAAAUUAUGUCGGAGUCUUAUUGGGACUCGAUUGCAGAAGAGAUUAACGAGAGGCUUCAGGAAUGUAGUCAGAUUGCUCUGACCGAACUCGCCGCGCAAUUGAACGUAGGUUUGGACUUGGUUUCCUCCGUGUUGGAGCCGCGCCUUGGAACAAUUGUGAAAGGAAGGCUUGAAGGUGGACAGUUGUAUACUCCUGCCUAUGUGGCUCGUGUUGGUGCCAUGGUUCGUGGUGCUGUGCGGGGCAUCACCGUUCCCACGAAUUUGACUGUGGUAUGGAGCUCAUUGCAGCAGUUGCUGCAAGAAAUUGAUGGAACCAGUGGUUUGGCUGUUGAAGGAUCUUUCUUCCAGUCUUUGUUUAAUGGACUUGUGAAGGAAGGCAAGGUUCUAGGGUCGCUUCGUGCAGGAGUACACUGGACGCCCGCUGUAUUUGCUGUAGCUCAAAGGGAGUUUGUGGACUCAUUCUUUUCUCAGAAUUCUUUUAUCACAUAUGAAGCGCUGCACAAACUUGGAAUUCCCCAGCCCAUUCAAUUCUUGCAGUCCAGAUAUCCUGAAGGCAAGCCGCUAGUUACAACAUUUGUUCAUUCCUCGAUGAUUGAGAUGGUAGAUGCUUCUACUGAGGAUGCUCUUGACCGUGGUAGCUGGAGUGAUUCUCUUUCCUUAUUGCCUUCAUCAUUUACACCCCAAGAUGCAUCUAAAAUGUUGUCCCUAUGUCAAUCUAUUCAAAAUGCUGUUAAGUCUAACAAAGCACAUAUUUUUGGGGAUUUUUAUGUGUUGAGCAGCAGCUUUAUAAAGGACAUCUGUGAUCGUGUUGUGCGAGAAUUGGAGACAUUAGGUGUUUCAGGGUCUGCUGGUGACUUUCAAGUAUCCAACGAAGCAAAAUUAGGGCAUGAGUCAAGCAGGUUGAAUGACUCCAAUGAGAUGGCGAGUGAUGGUGGUGCCAACAGGCUUGCUGAUAAAGGAUCAAAGAAAAAAAAGGGGAAAGCCACUGGGAAUACAGUAGCAAAUCUAUCUGAAAGUGCUGCAGAUAACCAGGAACAGACUUUGACAAAAUCUAAGAGAGGCCAGAAAAGAGGUAAGGAUACAUCUUCACAGACGUCAGAUUCAAAGACAGGUUCUAGGAAAGAAUUGCUUAAAAUGAAAGAGGAUAAUCCCGGUCCCUCAGAAGAAUGGAUCAUGCAGAAAAUUACAGCAUUAGUUUCCGAUUUUGAAGAACAAGGUAUAGAUGACCCUGAAACAAUUCUAAGGCCUUUGGCUAACCAAUUAAGGCCUACAAUAAUCAGUUCUUGGAUGGAGAAAAAGAAGGCAUUGCUUACAAACAAUGCAGAAAGAAUGAAACGUUUGCUUGAUAAUUUGCAAAAGAAACUUGAUGAGUCUUUCUUAAACAUGCAGCUGUAUGAAAAAGCCUUAGAACUGUUUGAAGAUGAUCAAUCAACUUCUGUUGUUUUGCAUAGGCAUUUACUAAGGACGGUAGCAGCUCCUAUGGUGGAUAUGCUUCUUCAAAACCUGGAUGAGCACAACAAAUUAAAGAAUGGACAUGACGAGCAGGAAGCUCCAAAUUCUGAAUCUGUUUCACUUAGUCCUGGAGACAGAACUGUCAUUUUUAAGAGUUUUCCAGGAGCUCUUGCAAAUAAGGCUCUUGCUGUUGUAGAAGCAUUGGAGGGAAAGAGUGUGGAGAUAUUCAUGGCUGCUUUUAGAAUGGUAACAGAAGAGAGUGGGUUGCCUUUGAAAAAGCUUGACAAGAAACUAGAAAGAACACUUUUACAUUCAUAUCGUAAGGAGUUGACAGCUCAAGUUUCUGCUGAGACUGACCCUGUAUCGCUUCUUCCAAAAGUUGUGUCUUUACUUUAUAUCCAGGUUUACCACAAAGCACUUCAAGCUCCUGGAAGGGCCAUUUCUGUUGCUAUUUCCCAUUUAAAGGAUAAGCUAGACGAGUCAGCAUGCAAGAUUUUAACUGAUUAUCAAACUGCCACAGUGACUCUUUUGACAUUAUUAGCAGCUUCACCCGGUGAUGAAGAGGAUUGUGCAUCUGAUAGGAUUUUGAGUAAAAAGGAGCUUCUAGAGAGCCAAAUGCUGGACCUCAAAAGCUUGGUUUUGAGCACCUCCCAAUCUUCGUAAAAAUUUGUAAAGCCAAAUUGACUGCUGAAUCAAGCUUCAUCGUAAGGAUGCAUUAAUUUUGUGUUGUCUAUUUUCUUAGGUUCAACAAAGCUAUCAUACGUUGCAUUUUGCUAAAGUAGACAAUGCUGGGAAGUUAGAUUAGAUUUUGUCGCUAUUCAUUUUACUCUAAUUCACACUACAAUCAUCAUGUCGCAGGAAAGCCUCUUAACCAAAGAUUUAUACUUGCUUAAUUGAAGGUAUGCUGGUUUCUAAACUCUUCUGAAUGAAAACUUCUUGAGUAGACUAAACCAAUUUGCCAAAUAAACAUUUCAUCAUUUAUAGAAAGCUGACUUUUAGCAAGUGUUGAAUGUUUUACCCUGAAAAUUCUGAAGUUUUUUAUAUUGCAUUUUUUUUUCUUUUACUUAAUUUUUAUGUAUCAAUUCAGUGGCUAAAUGCUAAUGAGCUUGUAUUACAAUCGAAGCUUCUUAAUAUUGCAUUAUCUUCUCAUCGAAA